This is a messenger RNA of Oryzias latipes (Japanese medaka), 995 nucleotides long. RefSeq names its product chemokine (C-X-C motif) ligand 19 (gene cxcl19). Gene Ontology annotation, molecular function: chemokine activity. The record is from RefSeq and is a predicted model, not a curated record. Gene Ontology annotation, biological process: immune response; defense response; chemotaxis. Lineage: Eukaryota; Metazoa; Chordata; Actinopteri; Beloniformes; Adrianichthyidae. Gene Ontology annotation, cellular component: extracellular region.
AUAAAAACUGUAGAGCAAAGGCACAUUGACAGUAUCCACAUAUUUUUUCCUCUGUGACAAGGAGCCAACUGAUCGCGAUGAAGCUCUACAGUCUGCUUCUGCUUGGGACCCUGGUUGUCCUCAUUGAUGGUAUACCACCAAUAAACAGGGACUAUAACACACGUUGUCAAUGUCUGAAAGUGGAGUCCAGGAUUAUUCCUCCUGACAGCCUGAAGAGCAUCAAGCUGGUCACUGAGGGACCUCACUGUCCAGAGACUGAAGUCAUAGCGGGCCUGGUGACUGGGGAGAAGGUCUGCCUGAACCCACGGUCCGCCUGGGUGAAGAAGCUGGUCCAGUUUGUUCUGGAGAGGCAACUUAAUCAUCAGAAGGCACCUGCCAAAAACCAAGCUUGAAGAAAAAAAAUCCUGCUUCAAAAGCUGAAGACCUGCAAACACGAGCCACUCCAGAUUUAAUCACUUGAAUGGAUAACUUUUAAUUUGGAUUUAAUUGUUUUCUUUUUUUAUUUUCUAUUUUACAGUCUUGUACCUGUCUUUUUCGAUUUUUUUUUACCACAUGCAAAUGUUUGACAGUUGUUUACAUAAACUGUUAAAGAGCACAGAAAAUGGGACUGAUUUUCUAACACCUGUAAAACAAAACUCUAGAAGGAGUGCAAGUGUUUGAACAGAAAAAUGCAAAGCUUUGGCACUGGGAAUUUGUCUGUUAAUUUUCUAAAAACAGACAUUAUUUGUAGCAAAUAUGUAGCAUUAAAACACACUUAAACACUGUGCAAUAGUUAAAAUGAAACAGGAACUUAAAUGGAUCAUGUCAGCUCAAGAAAAUGAGAUGAAGCAUAAAGGAGAUCGACCUUAAAGAAGUAAACAUUUGUUGUUUGUUUUUGUUAUUUUUUAAGUCAGUCUUGUAUCUGUUUUUGAAUGUGAAUCUUUCUGUAUCUCUGAUAAUGCUGUUGAAAAUAAAUUGAAUGCUUAUUAAAUUCCAAGUAAAGCAGAAAUGGUUUA